AGAGCGUAAAGACGGAACGCUAUGGUCGUUUAGGCUUAAAACCAAGACAUCGACAAAGUUUAGUGGAGCUAUCUCUUCCGCCUCUGCGAAUUUUAUCUCUCAUAUUUAGCUCCAAUUUUUGUGCGAACUGCCAAUGUUUCCUAAAAGAGGCCGAUCAUCAGACCCACUGUAGCCGCCUCUCCCGUUUUCUUCUUGCUCGGAGCUUCUCCAGGUCGGCGGUUGCUAGAAAUCUUGCUUUAAGAAAUUGUUCUGCACGCUUCACCAGAUCUGAUAUCCUUGCCUGUGCUUCAGUUUCUCUGUGAUUGUUUAUUCUGGAGGCUGUUGAUUAUUUGUUCUCGCGUAUAGUUUCAGUUUCUUCUUGGUUUAUAUGCGCUGGCUAUUACUUGUUCAUCCAAUUUCUGAAGAGUGGAGAGAUUCGUUAUUCUUUCUUGGGAGGUACCUGAAACGGUUGUGACUCAACAUUCUAUGGCCACUGUCUAUUUCCAUGCCGGCUUGCGUUUUAAAUAUGCUGAAUUCGGCAACCGGUCGAUCAUUUUCCCGUGCCGAUACAGGUAUUUCUCAAGAGAAACUGUUUGGCUUGGUGGAACUCACCAGACCUCUUCCAUCCCCACAUCACAUAAAAACAAAAUUUUGAAGGAGGGCUUUGAUGCCUGGGGUGCCUAUUUGAGAAAGAGUCGUUGGGCUGAGAGCACGAGGAUCAGAGCUAACGGUUCCUCUGAGCAGGAUUCGGAAUCGAAGGUUAGCACCAGCGACAGUAACAACGAAGCCUCGUCAAAGAGUAGCAAGGGAAUUAAUAACCCAUCAAAUCCUUCCUCUUCAUCUUCACCAUCUCCUCCCUCUCGAAGGGAGAAGAAGUGGAAGAGUAGUUGGUGGAAAGGAAGUAAAUGGCAAUGGCAGCCGAUAAUCCAGGCUCAGGAGAUUGGAGUUCUUCUGCUACAGCUUGGGAUUGUGAUGUUUGCUAUGAGGCUACUUCGGCCAGGAAUUCCUUUGCCUGGCUCUGAGCUUAGGACCCCGCCAACCUACAUCAGUGUGCCUUUUAGUGAUUUCAUGAGCAAGAUCAACAACGAUCAGGUGCAAAAAGUGGAGGUUGAUGGUGUUCACAUCAUGUUCAGACUGAGGUCAGAAACUGGAAUUGCAGAGGCUGAUCAAAGUGCUGUCAUCCGGUCUCAGGAGGCAGAGGCAUUGAUCAAAGCUGUGACCCCAACAAAGAGAAUUGUUUACACAACAACACGGCCUGCAGAUAUAAAGACACCAUAUGAGAAGAUGCUAGAAAAUCAGGUUGAAUUUGGUUCACCAGAUAAGCGAUCUGGUGGUCUAUUGAACUCUGCAUUGAUUGCUCUUUUCUAUGUUGUUGUAUUUGCUGGUCUCCUACAGCGCUUCCCUAUUAGUUUCUCUCAGUCACCUGGCCAGUUGAGAACUCGGAAGACAUCACGUUCUGGUGGAUCAAAAGUAUCUGAGCAUGCUAGUAUAAUAACCUUUGCAGAUGUGGCUGGUGUUGAUGAGGCCAAAGAAGAGCUUGAAGAAAUUGUUGAAUUCCUUAGGAAUCCGGAAAGAUACGUAAGGCUUGGUGCACGUCCACCAAGAGGGGUCCUAUUGGUGGGUCUUCCCGGGACAGGCAAGACACUUCUAGCAAAAGCAGUGGCAGGAGAGGCAGAAGUGCCUUUUAUAAGUUGUUCUGCUAGUGAAUUUGUGGAGCUCUAUGUUGGAAUGGGUGCAUCUCGGGUGCGAGAUCUUUUUGCAAGGGCAAAGAAAGUGGCACCUUCUAUCAUUUUCAUUGAUGAGAUAGAUGCAGUUGCAAAAAGUCGCGACGGUCGAUUUCGCAUUGUCAGUAAUGAUGAGCGUGAACAAACGCUUAACCAACUGCUCACAGAGAUGGAUGGAUUUGAAAGCAGCUCUGCAGUUAUUGUUCUUGGUGCAACUAAUCGUUCAGAUGUCUUGGAUCCUGCACUUCGUCGUCCUGGAAGAUUUGAUCGUGUUGUGAUGGUAGAGACUCCUGAUAGGGUUGGCAGGGAAGCCAUUCUAAAGGUUCACAUUAACAAAAAAGAACUUCCUUUAGGGGAAGAUGUAGAUCUUAGUGAAAUAUCUUCAAUGACCACUGGUUUUACUGGAGCAGACCUUGCAAACCUGGUUAAUGAAGCUGCCCUUUUGGCUGGAAGGUUAAAUAAAGUUGUUGUGGAAAAGAUUGAUUUCAUUCGGGCUGUUGAACGAUCUAUCGCUGGUAUAGAGAAGAAACAUGCAAAAUUACAAGGAAGUGAAAGGGCUGUUGUUGCACGACAUGAAGCAGGUCACGCGGUCGUUGGAACUGCUGUUGCUAAAUUGCUUCCUGGACAGCCGCGUGUUGAGAAACUGAGCAUAUUGCCUCGAUCAGGAGGUGCAUUAGGUUUCACAUAUAUCCCUCCUACAGCAGAGGAUAGAUAUCUUCUCUUUGUUGAUGAGUUGCGUGGCCGUUUGGUCACCCUUCUAGGUGGACGUGCGGCUGAAGAAGUUGUAUAUUCUGGUCGUAUAUCAACUGGAGCUCUUGAUGAUAUAAAGAGAGCAACUGAUAUUGCUUACAAAGCUGUAGCAGAGUAUGGUCUCAAUCAGACGAUAGGCCCCAUAUCGCUUGCGACAUUAUCUAGUGGGGGGCUUGAUGAUUCUGGUGGUGCAGCUGGUUGGGCAAGAGAUCAGGGGCAUCUGGUUGAUCUUGUGCAAAGAGAGGUGCAGUCACUUCUUCAAUCUGCUCUUGAAGUUGCUCUCUCGGUAAUACAUGCCAAUCCUACCGUGUUGGAGGGACUUGGAGCUCAUCUUGAAGAAAAGGAGAAAGUGGAAGGGGAAGAGUUACAGGAAUGGUUGAAGAUGGUUGUUGCUCCUGCCGAGCUGAGAUAUUUUGUAAGAGGAAAACGUGAUAAUGCAUUUAAAUUAAAGACAAACUCUUGACAAAUCAUGUUCAUAGCGUAGAAGAAUAUAUCGUCUUUGUAUCUUUUCUGGGAAAAGAUUGUUAAAAAUUAAGUUCUUUUCGAAGAAAAGCUGUCGAUUUCACUUCAAAUGUCCUCCUGUCAUUACAAGUGUGACUAUUCGGAUGGUCAAGAUUUUGAUGAGAAAUCUUGCUCAAGUUCCCAUUACACUGCAACUUCCUACAGGAUACAGGCUUUCCAUUUCCUCAUGCCAGAAUGGUGUUGAGCAAGUAGAUGAUUAGUAGUACAUAUUAUGUGCAACUUCCUGUACAUUAUUAUUGUUCCAGUCAAUUAAUCCAAUUAUAAGACACUGUAAAGUUACAUGUCACCAUGAUCCGUUGAGAUUUUUUAUGAAAGGGAAGUAUCAAAGCUGUCUGAUGUGA
This is a messenger RNA of Dendrobium catenatum, 3316 nucleotides long. RefSeq names its product ATP-dependent zinc metalloprotease FTSH 9, chloroplastic. Gene Ontology annotation, biological process: proteolysis. The coding region runs from base 466 to 2916 and encodes 816 amino acids. Lineage: Eukaryota; Viridiplantae; Streptophyta; Magnoliopsida; Asparagales; Orchidaceae. The transcript is spliced from 15 exons. The record is from RefSeq and is a predicted model, not a curated record. Gene Ontology annotation, molecular function: ATP-dependent peptidase activity; zinc ion binding; metalloendopeptidase activity. Gene Ontology annotation, cellular component: membrane; chloroplast thylakoid.